This is a messenger RNA of Heteronotia binoei (common prickly gecko), 1300 nucleotides long. RefSeq names its product protein FAM47E-like. The record is from RefSeq and is a predicted model, not a curated record. Lineage: Eukaryota; Metazoa; Chordata; Lepidosauria; Squamata; Gekkonidae.
AAUGCCGUUCAGGUGCUUUCAGAAACACAGCCUGUCCAAAGCUAGGCUCUCCGAUUCCUUAAACAGCCGGCGCUGGAGGUUCUUGCAAAGCAGUCCGGAUGACUUCCGAGCCGGCCUUCCUCCUCUAAGCCGCAGCAUUAUAACCCAGCCCACAAAGGGGCCUGUCCCGGUCCUUCUCCGCACCAAGUCUGAGGCUCUGCGCAAGACCCAGCUGAGAUCCAAACGGAGGAAUCUUGAUCCCCAGAGCUGCAUCUCCAGACUCAGUCAGAUUCAGCAGGCCAGGAAGGAGACUGUGGCUCAGACGGAAUACUGCCUCAGCAGACACCCCUUGGCCCUCUAUCCUCACCUGGCAGAAAGCAUCCCUCUAGAGCUUUUCCAAGAGGUUGUGCGUGUCCUGGAUCCUGAGAUGCUUCCCGUCAGUGAAGAAGAGGAGGCUGAAAUGGAACAGGAGUAUCUUGUUCUGUCUGCAUCACCUUGGUUGGAGGGUAAAGGAGAAAGAAAGACAAAGCCCAAGAAGUCACAUAAGGGCAAGGAUGUGAAAAGCAAGGACCCUUACACCUGGUUCUCCAAACAAAAAGUGGCUGCGAGAGAAAGGGAGGCCAGGCUGAAUUACGUUCCUCCCCUCGAUGACGAUGUAAAGGAAGCCAUCCAGGAGUUUUGUAGAUGGUUUGAUUCUCUGGGAGGAGAGAAAUAUAACGUUGACGAAGACGCCAUUAUAAGCCUGUUCGAUGCACGUUACGGAACCAAACCUCCCACCUCAGUCCCUGUGCAUGUGGUGGAGCUGAAUAAUUUGCCGGCUGAGUUGAGGAAAUAUGUGGGAACGCUACCUCCCCAGGCACUCUGGGAAGCCCUUCUCUGCCAGGAAUCCAGUCUAAGCCCUCCCAGCCUGAACAUACAGCAACUAAGCUGCUCUUUGCCCCACUUGCCUGUUUUUCGACAGGAACCUUACCGACCCAAGAGGGAGAAGAUCCGGUAUGGCGCCUGGUAUCUAGACCCAAAGACAUGGAAAAAACAGAAAGCCAGCGAACCUUUAGAAGAUCCUCAACUGGAAAAUGCAAGCAUCAAGAAUUCAAGGAAGAUAUUGGCUGGAAAGGAAGCUGAAAUUAUGCAGCUUUAUGGAACUUAUGCCUUCAAGGAAUUCCUGGAAAGGAAAGGCUACCGGAUCCCAGAGUUCCUGCAACAGAUGCUAGCUGUCCAGAAUGUUCUUGGACCUGAAACCAGAGCUGUGAAAGGCUCCAGGAAUAAAUUUCAGACCAAAGAGCUCCAAGAAAACUCACCCUCAGAUACAGCAGAUGAAUGA